Messenger RNA from Solanum tuberosum (potato), 744 nucleotides. RefSeq names its product B3 domain-containing protein At1g49475-like. The coding region runs from base 184 to 744 and encodes 186 amino acids. Gene Ontology annotation, molecular function: DNA binding. The transcript is spliced from 2 exons. The record is from RefSeq and is a predicted model, not a curated record. Lineage: Eukaryota; Viridiplantae; Streptophyta; Magnoliopsida; Solanales; Solanaceae.
UCUCACCGAGGUUUUUCGAGAUUAAGCAUUUAGGUAAGUGAUUUUGACCCUAAUCCUUCAUUACCCCAUUAUUAUUAUUCCCUAAUCUUGGCAUAAGUUUCUUGUUUUUGAUUUUAAAGGAAUAGAAAGUUUCUCUUGAAUUUGAGUUUCAAGGGUUUGAACUUUUAAAGUUGAUUUCAACCGAUGUCUCAUCCAAAGUUCUUCCAAAUCAUUUGUUCCUUGGAUGAAUUAUGCCGUCUUAGGAUUCCAGUAGUAUUUGCAGAGAGACACUGCAAGGACAUGUUAAAUCCUGUGUUUCUUCAGGCUCCUUAUGGAAAAGCAUGGGAGGUCGAAGUGGAACAUUCUCAAGGACAAAUUUGGCUGGUAAAAGGAUGGAAGGAAUUCAGUGACUACUACGCAAUAAGCAUCAGGCAAUUUUUGAUAUUUGGAUACAAUGCUCGUGAUCAUUUUGAUGUCACUAUAUUUGAUAUGAGUACAACAGAAAUUGAAUAUCCAAUAGAAGAUAUUGAAUCAGAUGAUUCUAUGGAUAUGUUGGAUCAUUUUGCUGAAAAUCUGAGCCAUGGCCCCUUAGUAGAGAAGAGAAGAAGAAAAAGACAAGAAGGGGAAGAAGAGGAUGAUAGUCGAGUGAACCUUCAGACUAAUGCUAAUGUAAUUGAGGAAGAAGAGGAAGAUAUUCCAAUUAACCUUCAAACUAAUGCUAACGCACUUGAGGAGGAAGAGUCUCAAGGUGAGUAUUAUCCUUAA